Molecule: messenger RNA, 897 nt
Organism: Rotaria sordida
Lineage: Eukaryota; Metazoa; Rotifera; Eurotatoria; Philodinida; Philodinidae
Source: the annotation of a GenBank genome assembly
AUGCAUGUGCAAGAAUUAAUUAUCUAUCCAGUAAAAUCCUGUGCUGGUGUUAAAGUGCAAGAGGCACUUGUAACAAAGUAUGGUUUAGCUCUUCCAUCGAAUCCUCAAAUAUUUGACAGACGAUGGAUGGUAGUAAAAAAUGGUCGACAUCAAACACAGCGUGUUCUACCUCGUAUGGCGCUUAUUCGACCUUCCGUUGUCAAAGAUGGUCUCUGCCUUCAAGCUCCUAAUAUGCCUGACCUACACAUUCCUGUCAAUCCAUUGCCAAAAGAAUUGAUGCAGUGUUCUUGUUGGGAUGUUCCCAUUUUCGGUCUACGCUAUGGUGAUCAUGUCUCCCAAUGGCUUCGAACUUUUUUGGAAACAGAGGAUGAACUCGACUUAGUCGUAUUUGACGAUCAAAAAUUUGAAGGUCGUUUGUGCAAGAAUGCUGACGUACCUAACAAUGCCCGUGAUGGCGAUGUGGCUGCUUAUCAUGAUAUGAGUCCAGUACAUUUGUGUUCUUUAGAAUCGGUUGCUGAUCUCAACACACGAUUAAAGAAAAAAAUCCAAAUAUAUAAUUUUCGACCGAAUAUUAUUGUGGCCAAUGUGAACAAACCUUAUGCAGAGGAUUGUUGGCGAGAAAUCGAGGUUGGUGAAGUUAAAUUGACUUGGAUUACAGCGUGUACUAGAUGCCUCUUACCAACAGUGGAUCCCGAGACAGGUGUUAAAGAUCCCAAUCAAGAACCAUGGAAAACAUUACGAAGUUACCGUUUGAAACCGGAAAUGUAUGGUGUUUACGCUUUGUUCGGCAUCAGAAUGGCACCAACUGAUGAUAAAAACAAUGUUUUGGGUAUUAUUCGUGUGGGUGAUAGAAUUCAAGUGACAAAAGAUGAACCAAACUUUUGGAAAAAAGAAUGA